GAAGACUCAGUGCCAUUUCGAUCCAAUAAAAAGCACAAGUAUUCUGAAUUUCAAAGUCCUGAGAAGCAUAGAACAAGAUCUCCGCGUAGUGAUGAGUUCCUUGUGCCUCAUAAUAUCAAUACUCUUGAGUAUUAUCUACGAUGUAAACAGCAUAGACGGUGGCUUGCGGGCGGAACCGGGCGAAUUUCCUUACGUUGUUUCCAUAUGGAUGUACGGGAGUCACCACUGCAGUGGCGUUAUCAUUGAUAAAACUCAUAUUCUCACGGCAGGACACUGUGUCGAUGGAUUUCGAGUGCAAAGUUUAGCUGUACUUCCGGGAGUUGUUGAUUACGAGAAUGAUCGAAAGGAAUGGUUCGCGGUUAAAUCGUAUCGUAAGCAUCCAGAUUUCGAGAGUUUCCAAUUGGAAGGUCGGCAAACUGAUUGGACACGACAUGACAUUGCUGUUUUGACGCUGGCCAGGCCCUUGACCUUCAAUGCUCGCAUUCACGCAGCUGUAUUCAGUCAUGAAAGAAUAGCGGCCGACGAACCCGAUGAAGGUCCUCAUCUCAUUAAUGCUACAGACGCUAUGGCUAUUGAUGAUGCGCUAAAUAUUGCUCGCAGUCGCAUGGAUCUAGAUACUGAUGAUAGCGAUAGUGAAAGUGAUGAUUAUCAAGAUCGUUGUUGUCGAUGUGAAGUAAAUUUUCGAAUAGCAGGAUGGGACUUCAUUGAAGAGUCCAAUGAAAAAUUGCUGUACUUAUUGUGGACAGAUGCGAUAAUUUACCCGUACAAAAUCUGCGUCAAAGAGCGGAAGAUUCUGUUUGAAAACGAGUUAUGUGCUGGAGAUCUGGAAGAAUCAACCAUUGCAGGCGCGGGAGACAGUGGGACACCAAUUAUGCUGAACGGAGAAGUCAUUGGUAUCGUCGUAAGAGGUGCUCAAGAAUCUCACGGUGCAAUUCUGACAACUAUACUCAGAACAUUGCCGUACUUGGGUUUCAUCGAUGAGGCUGUAGUGGAAACCCGCAGCGUCCUUCUGGAUCUACUUGACCGUCCGUGAAUUUGAGAGGAGUCAUAAAUUUUGUUGAAACGAGCCUGUAUUUCCUGCUGCUGCAAUUACCAAGCAUCUAUCGGGGAUUAUAAUAAAGACUAUUGUGAAAAUUUAA
This is a messenger RNA of Diachasma alloeum, 1139 nucleotides long. Its product is annotated as chymotrypsin-1. Gene Ontology annotation, biological process: proteolysis. Gene Ontology annotation, molecular function: serine-type endopeptidase activity. Lineage: Eukaryota; Metazoa; Arthropoda; Insecta; Hymenoptera; Braconidae. The transcript is spliced from 4 exons. Bases 92 to 1033 code for a protein of 313 amino acids. The record is from RefSeq and is a predicted model, not a curated record.